AGUUACAUAACUGUAGUCCUAAAUUGGAUAGAAAUUUUAUGUUAUGGCAGUAUUACUAGUAUUAGAUCAAAUUUUUAUCUUGAAUAAAUGGACACAAUGAUUCUAUAGACAUUGUAGUAGAUAAGAUAGUUUCUUUAUAAUAGUAAAGUAAUAGUUCUAAUAGAAUCUACUAGUCUAACUAAUCUAGUCAAUGAGUGAAUAGAUAGAGAGAUCAUACUCAUCAUACUCAUCAUAGAGUUGAUAGUAGAGUCUCAUAGACUCUAGAAACUAAUAGAUGUCUGUCUAGGUCCUAGUGACUUGAAGUUAAGUUUAGGUAAAGUUAUAAUUUUAGUAGGCAGGCCAUCACAUCAUCAUCAUCUUGGAUUAGUUGGAUAGAUUUCGAUUUACUGACACCGUCACCGGCAUUUAAAGUAUGAGAUGAAUUUAACACUACCAGAAAAUGAAGACACUUGCAGCGAUAUGGAAAUGGAUGUUGAUGAUAGAUCUGAAGGGUCUACCCAGUUGACGUUAUCAGAUAUUAGAAUCGAUCAACUUCCUAUGCCUGUCUUUGAAAAAGGGCGUUUCCAAAACCCUUGGAAAAUUAACAGAAAUUCAAGAUUUUCUCAUCUCUGUAGAAUUCUCAAUUGCACCAAAGAUGGAAGAAAGAUUCCACAUAAAAAUGAGUUAGAGAAAACACUUCCAGUUGUUAAAUCAAACUUGCAAGAAUUCCAGACCUCCCCAACCUCAGGUGUAAGACACAUGUGGCUCGGUCAUUCCACUUCACUUAUUCAGUUUGAUGGAGUUACCAUCUUAACAGACCCUAUGUUCAGUGACAAAUUCUCUUCUGUCAACUUUUGUAGCAUCAAACGUUUUCGUCCAGUGCCGUGUACCAUAGAAGAACUACCUCCAAUAAAUUGUGUUCUGAUAAGUCAUUCACAUUUUGAUCAUUUGGAUCAAAACAGUGUGGAGGCACUUAAUGAUAGGUUCGGAGAUAAUUUGUGUUGGUAUGUACCUAUGGGACUAAAGAAAUGGAUGAAUCAUUGUGGUUGUGCUCGUGUGGUGGAAAUGACAUGGUGGCAGGAAGAUAUGGUGAACGAUGAACUCAAUGUGAAAAUUGUCUGCACUCCAUGCCAACACUGGAGCAAACGAACGGCUCAUGAUGAAAAUAAAGUGCUGUGGUGUACCUGGAGUAUCAUAGGGCCUUGGCACAGCUUUUUCUUUUGUGGCGACACAGCCUACUGUGAUGUAUUUAAACUUAUUGGGAAACGGCUAGGCCCAUUUACCUUGGCAGCUUUACCCAUAGGAGAAUAUAGUCCAAGAAAGAUGUUAUCAAGCAUGCACAUUGAUCCAGCUCAGGCUGUCUCCAUUCAUGAAGAUCUAAAAGCAGAAACAUCUAUUGGCAUUCAUUGGGGCACAUUUCCUAUGUCAUCUGAGCCCUACCUAGAACCACGAAAGAUGUUAAAAGCAGAAAUACAACAACGCAACAUGAAAGUGUCAUCAUUCAUCACUGUGAAACAUGGAGAAAUUUCAGUGAUUGGCUCUGACCAUUUACAAGAUCUAGAUUAAAUAUUAAGUUCAUCAGAGCAUUUAAUUAACAUUCAUGCCUAUUGCCAUUUGGGUUGAUGAUGUACAUAAUGAUUCCCAAAAUAACAAACUUGAAUUUUAAAAGACAUAAAAUGCCCUGCAAGACAAACAGUAAAUGUUUACUUUUACAGGGCAGUGAACAGUUUCAAGAUGCACUAUUUAUAUUGUCUCAAAUGAUAAUUUUCAUUAAAGUAUUUUAAAUAAAGUUAUACAGAUUACUCUUUUUUUUUAAAGGAUAGUUUUAAUAUAGAAUAGUUUGGGUUUUAAACCCAGCUUAUGUGAUGAGCCUCAAUUAUAAUUUCUAGCCCAUAGUACUUCUUUUUAAAGGGAAACUCCGAUAGUUUUUCAAAUUUUAGUUAUUGACAUAUUUAAAUUCUGCGUAAAAAGUUGUAAUAGUAAACAUUAUAUCAUUUUUUAUUUAAAUGCUCGGAAAAUUUUAUAUUUAAUAAAUUAGACAGAAAAUUCUCCACGCCCCCAAAAAAACGGGGUUCUGCGAGAUGUUUUUAGUUUUUAAAAACGUGACGUCACGAAGGUGCUGGCUAAAUAUAGAUCUAGACCUAUAUAACCGAUAAACUCUCUAGUCUAGAUCUAGACCUAUCGGAUCGCAUUUAUUGUUACGCUUCACAGCUAGAUCUAGUCUCCACGUUGAUUUAUAAUCGGUCAUUGUUUAUAAACCUCUAUUUCUACUUGAAGAAAAUUAAAUAUUGUUCUUCAGCUUGUUGCAGUAGUUCCAAUCACAAAGAUAAAAUCAGCAAGUAUGCUGAUACAGAAAUUAGUGUCUCUUUUCAUUUGUUUCCAAGAGAUGAAGUUUUAAAGGGAAAAUGGGGAAAAUUUAUUCGCCUGAAGAGCAAAUAUUUUACAAAGGCAUUAGCUAAUUCCUGUUUAUGCUCAAACCAUUUUGAGAGAAGCUGUUUCAGCAACUUCACUGCUGUGGAAAUGGGAUUUAAAAAAAAAAUUGAAGUUAAUACCAGGUGCAGUACCAACAAUACAUUGGAUUUCCAGGCCAAAGAAUUCAAUUAAUGAUACUACUGAGACAUUUUAAACAACUGAAGUUCAUAAAUAUAAAUGAAAUCAGAUUUGUGAGCUAGAAAUUUACUACGAAUACUAGAUCUACUAUUAAAUUUCUUAUUUAAUAAGUAGAUCUAUCGUCUACGAAACUCAAUUCCAACUUUUUAACUUUUGACUUGGGGGUGUGUCUCGCCGGCUGAGCCAGCGUCAAGCUCUCUCAUCACUUUUUCCAUGUCAACCAAUGUUAGGUCGAAACAGCACAAAAAAAUCAUAAUUUUCUUACGGUCAAACAUACAGUCAUAAUUUAUACACCAUUAGAAAUUUCUUUUAAAGUAUUUUAAUGAUGUAAUAACGAAAAUUUUUUUUUAUCAAAGAUAAUUUCUUUUUCGCCUCCCUAUCAAUGAGUAUCAAUAGGAUUUGAGUGCACCGUCGUGACGUCACACAGAAAUUCAGUGAAAAUCUGACUGUUUUGGAUGCGCAGAAAAAUUAUGUCACAAAAACAUCAAUUACUAAGUUAUUCUUGCAAAUAAAAAAAAAAGAAUAAUAUAUUCAUUAUCUAUAAAUCAAAACACAUAUUAUAUCAAAAAUUGUCAAAACCAUCGGAGUUUCCCUUUAACAGUUCCUCAGAUCUAGGUCAUUUUAAAAUAAAGUUUUACAACUAUUUGGAGUUCUUGCCAUCUAUUCUCCUGGCUAAAAAUACAUAUGUAUAUAACUUAUAUGCAUUAAAUAUAAUUUUUACAAUUCUGUAAUGUUUAAUGCUAUGUUGAUAAUGUGAACUGUUCCCUACAAAACUGGUGCUGUGAUGAUAUGGACACCAAACCAUACCAUUGAUAUUUUAGCAUUGCGAGAUUAUACAUUGAAAGUGAUAUAAUAUUUUUCUCUACAAUGCAAUAAGCUUGAUAAAUGGCCAUUAAUCAGAUGACUGCAAUAUUUUGGAUUUUAUUGUUUGAAUGUUGUAACGUAAUAUUUUUAUAUUUUAUUAUAACUUUACACAUAUAUUUAUAAAUGAAUUUGUAUAAUUGCACAUAUAUUUAUAAAUGAAUUGUAAAAUUGUGUUCCUGUUUGAUGCUAUUAUUUUAUUGUUGUUAUAUUUAUUUCUUGAGUGUAUAUACAUUUUAUAAAAGAAUAUUUCAUUCUAACAGGUACUCUGCAUACACAACUCAACCCGGGUUGGGAAAUUGAACUUGAGUUCUCUUGAUAGGUAGCCUAGAGGGUUAUGCCUCUCAGCCAAUGAUCCUGUCUUUUGUUCCUUAUAUGAUAGAGCAAUGGUGACAUUAACAUGACAGGCCAGAGGCAGCGUUAUCAGUCUGUGGGGCCCUGGGCGGUUGUCGUAUCUGGGUUAGGCAUAUUUGUAUGAGCUGACAGUGACAAAGGAUUCUCUUUAUCACAGGGCCUCCCUAAGGCAAUGGGCCUGGGGAGGUUGCCCCACUAGCCACCCCCUAAGAUCUGCCUGGGGCAGUUGCCUGACCCGCUUCUCUGGGACAGGGUAAUAGAAGCUUAAAAUUCCUUUAAGAAUAUUAUGAAUUAUUCUCCCCUGUUGACUCUUUCACUAUAGCUGAUAAGUAAAGUUCCCCUUUCAGACCUUGUGAUUUAUAGAGUAGAUGGUGUAAAGGUCAUCUGUUUCUGUGGCCCAAAGUUAACAAGGGUGUCGUGGUCAGCACAACAACUAACCGCCAUUACUUUCCCCAACUAAUGUCAGGUACCCAUUAGUAAGGUAAAAAUCUUUUCUCAAAGACCAAAAAUGCCUCCACCUCAUCCUUUAAACCUAUUUCUGUUUUAUUUAUGUGUCAUGUUUUGUCACCUAAUUCAUAACAAAAGUUGUUUCUAUCUGGGACAAAAAUUCCUUCCAGUUGAAGCCAUCCUUCAAAAAGCUACCUAAAGCUGUCCCGUCUCUGUAGUUUGUCAUCUAUUAUUUUAUCUCCAUUCUCAUAAUAUUUAUUGACCCUUUUCUUCACUUUAACUCUUUUCUCUCCGUAAUUACUUACCACAUUAUGGUGGAAUCAACGCUGGUAUCGUCAGUUAGGAGAGAAAGAGUUAAUGAACUUUUCUUCACUUUACAUUCCUUUUGGGGGGGGGGGGGGGGGGAAUUUAAGUCCCCCUGUCAAACUUCCUGAUCUAUAGGACAGAUGAUGCAAAGUCAUCUGUUACUGUGAUUGGCCAUUAACUAGGGCGUCUAGUGGCCAGGGUCAUUUCAGAAGCCAAGGGCUUUACCGCUCAGCCAUCGUGCCUCUUCUUUUAAAAACCACUUUAAACAAUGGCACUGAAUUUAUGUUCUCCACCCCCUAAGUGAACUGUUGUUUAAAGUUUUGUUUAAUUCUUUCUAUUUUAUACAAUUGAAGAGUUAUUGCACUUUUUUUUGUGUACGUUUCUGCCUGGUAUGAUAUGUAGAAUGAUUUAUACACAGGCUAUUAUUUUUUCUUCAAUUCUUUUGUAUAAUUAUUUCAUCACAUCUGUUGCUGUUGUUGCUUUUUUAAAUUAUAGUCUGACGAUUGUUUUUCAAUAUUUACAUUGUAGAACUCUGUUGUUGUUGUUUUUUAAAUUGUUUUGAGGAUUUAACAAGAAAUCAAAAUGGAGAGAAAUGAAAACAAAUAGAAACUACAAAUUUUAAAAUGUGGUUUCAAAAUGAACAAAAGUAUUUCUUUACUUACUGUUGAAUAAACCUAAUUUUAAUUCA
This is a messenger RNA of Biomphalaria glabrata, 5245 nucleotides long. Its product is annotated as N-acyl-phosphatidylethanolamine-hydrolyzing phospholipase D-like. The record is from RefSeq and is a predicted model, not a curated record. The transcript has 7 exons. Bases 418 to 1545 code for a protein of 375 amino acids. Gene Ontology annotation, cellular component: cytoplasm; membrane-bounded organelle. Lineage: Eukaryota; Metazoa; Mollusca; Gastropoda; Planorbidae. Gene Ontology annotation, molecular function: N-acylphosphatidylethanolamine-specific phospholipase D activity; zinc ion binding. Gene Ontology annotation, biological process: N-acylethanolamine metabolic process; N-acylphosphatidylethanolamine metabolic process.